This is a messenger RNA of Metarhizium robertsii ARSEF 23, 636 nucleotides long. Its product is annotated as 40S ribosomal protein s10-like protein. The record is from RefSeq and is a predicted model, not a curated record. Bases 1 to 636 code for a protein of 211 amino acids. The transcript has a single exon. NCBI's taxonomy places the organism in Eukaryota, Fungi, Ascomycota, Sordariomycetes, Hypocreales, Clavicipitaceae.
AUGGCCAACUCCAUCAUCGAGCUGGCCUUUGUCACCAACAUGGUCAGUUGGCUGCACGGCACAGCCAGUGCAACAUUCUCCAUUGCGUCCAACGGCACGACCUUUGAUCUAAUCGGCGUGCCGAGAAAUCUUCUAGUCGACCAAGGACACUCCAGCAAUGGCGCCGCAGGAACGGCAUUCGUCAUCGUCGGCCUCGGCGGCGUGCUUGCCCUCUGGCUCCAAGGCAGGUCAAUGCAUCGCGGGCAGAAUUCAAGCAACCUCAUCUACCGCACGUGGCUGCUGUUUACGGUUCUGGCCACCGUAUUCACGCUCGCCACGCUGGCUUACGUCUUUGCUGUAACAAACAGCCACAAGGGGCAGGUUAUUGACGUUGACCUCGCCGCUACGCUUGUCGACACGAGAUACCCCAGAGACAACUGGACGCCGCAGGGGUGGUUUGGAGCGGUUUUGCGUCUGGAUCUGGCGAGUGCGAGCAAGAGGAGGGAUGUCAUACAGCACUUGCGCAUCAUGCAUGGAUGGCAGUAUAAUUUGAUUCCGAUGUUUCUUCUGCAACUCAUUCUGACUGUUCUUGCCGUUGUUGAUGCUACUGAGGUUCGGAAGUGGAGGAAAGUUGAGUCUGUUGAGGAUUAUAAGUGA